This is a messenger RNA of Rhincodon typus (whale shark), 3701 nucleotides long. It is a transcript of the gene miga1, whose product is annotated as mitoguardin 1. The coding region runs from base 189 to 1961 and encodes 590 amino acids. The record is from RefSeq and is a predicted model, not a curated record. Lineage: Eukaryota; Metazoa; Chordata; Chondrichthyes; Orectolobiformes; Rhincodontidae. The transcript has 18 exons. Gene Ontology annotation, biological process: mitochondrial fusion.
CCAGCACCCUCCCAUUCAGGGACAGCGACCACUGCAUCCUCUCCCUCUCCUGCCCAGAACUUCAGGAGCCUGAUUACCUCCAUCCUCGGCCAAGCCAACGCCUGCUUCUGAAGAACCCCGAGGCUGAGUCUGUACCAGUUACAAGUCGCACCUGAACAGAUCGGCUGGAGGGGGAAUGGAAAAGAGAAAUGAGCGAUCUAGCUGAGGAAUCCAUGAGCGAUCCGACCGGUCACUUGAAGAAGCUGGCGCUGCGAGCUGUCGAUCUCCCGGUGUCUCUGUAUCACUCGCUGCCGGAGGUAAAGCUCUCUCCUCUUGCGAGGAAACUCUUGCUGAUCUCUGUUGUGGGCGCUGCUUCGCUUGCUAUUUUGGCUCACCAGUUAAAACGAAAGCGUGGGAAGAAGAAACAGGAGGAGGAGACAGAGAAAGAACAGUUGCCAUGGGAGCAGGAGCUUUUCAUACCUGAAUUUUCCAGGACAGCAGCGUCAGAGAAAGGUUCGAGUUGUGCCAGUAGUCGACAGAACCUGAGCCUCUCCUUGCAGUCAAAGGGAUCACACUCGCUCAACACGUACGCAUCUGCUGGACUGCUCAGUAAAUACUCUGGCUCAGUGCAGAGCCUGGCCUCAGCUCGGAGUGCAAACUCCUCCCACAGCUGUGUGUGUGCCGCCACUAACCUGUGGGACAAGGUUGCUGAAGACAGUGAAGUUAACCUGGUCAGUGUGCCAGUGACUACCCCUGAAAACCUGUACCUGAUGGGGAUGGAGCUGUUUGAGGAAGCUCUUCAGCGAUGGGAGCAAGCUUUGUCUUUCCGCAGCAGGCAGGUGGAGGAUGAGGCAAACUGCACCGCUGUUAAACUGGGGGCAGGAGAUGCAAUAGCGGAGGAAACAGUAGAGGACAUAAUCAGUGCAGAAUUUAUCCACAAACUGGAGUGUUUACUUCAGAGGGCUUAUCGUCUACAGGAGGAAUUUGAAGCCACUCUGGGUACACCUGACCCAAUUUCUCUAGCGAAUGAUAUUGACAGGGAGACUGACAUCACAGUCAGAGACACUGAAGAGUUCUGCCUGAGAGAUACAACCAGCAUCGCAUCGACAGAUUCCUUUGUGUCGGCGGCUGAGCUCACAGAGCAUCGAGACAACCGAGGCAGCACCUAUGGUCUGGGGUCGUGGUGCCAUCUGCCGCUCUAUGAAGAAGCAAUGCACUUGGCAGAAGACGGAAGAGUAUUUUGCCGGGUGUUAAGGACCGAGUUGCUGGAAUGUGUUGGGGACAUUGAUUUUCUGGCCAAGGUACACUGUGUGCGUCAAGCUUUUCAGGUAAUUCUUUCUGAUGUAACAAAUCGAAAGUUUUUCGCUGAAGUGGGAAGGAAGGUUCUGUCAGCGAUUAUGACAAAAGCACAUAAGAAUCCGAAAAGGUUUGAAGCAGUCUAUGAAGAGAUGAUGUAUUUUCUGCAGCAAGCUGAUCACUGGGAGAUGACCCAGAGAGAGCUAGCAGCUCGAGGGGUUAAACACAUUAAUUUUUAUGAUGUUUUCCUGGACUUCAUACUGAUGGAUUCCUUCGAAGAUCUGGAUAAUCCACCUACUUCAAUACAGAAUGUGGUCAACAAUCGAUGGCUCAACAACUCCUUCAAGGAAACUGCUGUGGCUUCAAGUUGUUGGUCUUUCCUGAAAAGCAAGAGACAGCAGAUAAAGGUGCCCAAUGGCUUCAUUGCUCAUUUCUACGCCGUCUGUGAACACAUCAGUCCGAUACUCGCCUGGGGCUUCUUAGGGCCCAGAGACUCCCUCUACGAUUUGUGCUGCUUCUUCAAGGAACAAGUUCUUUUCUUCAUGAAGGACAUCUUUGACUUUGAGAAGGUGAGGUACACCAGCACCGAGUGUCUUGCUGAGGACAUCUUACACUUGAUACAGCGUCGCACUGAGCUCCUGAUGGCUUAUCUUGGAACAGACAGCCUGAGGCACCUGAAUGGAUGACUCCUGAAUCAGGAUUCAGCACCACCGUUGUGAAUGUUUGAUCUGAAUUUAGAUUAUGGGAGUCACAAGGCUCUGUGCAACCCUCAAGGAUAGAAACUUUACCACCCCAAGCACAUAGCAGCAGAUAUUGGGACAUAGCAUGUAUUGUCGUGUUCACUUGUUAGCCUUCGCACACCAGAGUUUCAAAGUACAAGACAGCGCUGGGACUUGGUUCUACCUCCUGACAGGAACCAGACAGAGCAAAAUUUGUUCUCAUCGUAUGACAGGGGAAGCCUUGAAGAAGCACCUAUCCUGGGGCAGCGAUGACAGAACAUGUUGCACGGUGCCUAUAAUUCAUGAUAGACUCAGGGAGGUUUCCAAAGGAAAGUAUCCAGGAUUUUCAUAAAGUCUCCACAUUGCUGAAUAUGACUACGUACAGACUGGUGUCCAGUUGAAGAUUCCAGUUGCAAUUGUGAAUAUUUGGCAGAGGGAUACUCCAGCAACUGUGUUACCUACAAUAUACUUUGUGAAACCUUGAAUGGUCUGCUUUGUUCUCGUUCCUUUCUGGUUUUGAGCUUGACCAGUAGGAGUACUGUCAGGGUUUCCACCUUUAAUCUGUCUUAACGCCAGACAUAUCCAUCCUGCUCUUAUUAGAAUUGGACAGGGGUCAAACAGAGGGUGGUACAGACCUAGGCCAAGGGGAUGGCAUACAAUCAGGGGGCAGAAACUAUCUUAAGGUUGGAGCAGGAUGUCGGCUAAUAAAGGAACCACACUUGGGAUGGGAUCAGAGCAGGGGUUGACGGAAUAGGGUUGGGGCAGAAAAACUCAGAGAGGAGAUCGGAUAUAGUCGGAGGAAAGGAUAGGAUAGAUCAAGGGAAGGGUGCGGAUCAGGCGAUGGAGGAAUGGGUUUGGGAUUGGCUACUACAUUGAGGCAGAUACCUUAGAUAUGAGGAAAAGAAGGAAUAAUGUCAGCUAAGUGAUGUAGGCUAAUUUUAUUUAUUCAUUCACAGAAUGUGGGUGUUACUGCCCAUGCUAGCAUUCAUUGUCCAUGCCUAAUUGCACAGAGGGUAGUUAAGUAUCAACCACAUUGCUGUGGGUCUGGAGUCACAUGUAGGUCAGACCAGCUUUCCCCAAAAGGGAUGGAGUUUUCCCAAUAAUCAGGAGUAGUUUUGUGGCCAUCAUUAGACUGUUAAUUCCAGAUACUUAUUGAAUUCAAAUCCCAACUUCUGCUGUAGCAGGAUUUGAACCCAGGUCCCUAGAACAUUACCAGGGCCUCUGGAUUAAUGGUCUAGCAAUAAUACUGCUAGGCCAUCACCACCCCUGGUAAUAAUGAGGGCAGGAUGGGGCACAAAAAGGUGAAUGAGAAGGGAUAAUAAUCAGGCACGGAUUUGGCAGUAGUAGGGAUGGAGUUGUAUCUUUAAUUCUGAUGUUUGCUGAUGCCUCCCAGUCAGCAAGGAAAUAAGUGAGUAUGGUGAGGUGUUUUCCUCCUUGCAUACACUAGUCAAUGUAACCUGUGCAAUUCCUGUCUGUGCUCUUUAGCAGUAGGGUUAACCCAUUUAGACUAAGCUUAUAGCAAUGCAUUUACAGGGAAGCUAGAUAAGCACGUGAGAAGGGAAUGGAACGUUGACAGGGGUAGAUGAGGUAAGGUGAGAGGAAACUUGUUUGGAAUGCUAUCAGUAACAAAGACCUGUUGGGCUGAAGGGCCUGUUUCUGCACUGUAUCUUCUCUGAAGUUGGUAAAGUCGCCAUAGUCCCAUUGUCU